Molecule: messenger RNA, 1149 nt
Organism: Danio rerio (zebrafish)
Lineage: Eukaryota; Metazoa; Chordata; Actinopteri; Cypriniformes; Danionidae
Source: RefSeq, a predicted model, not a curated record
UAACUUUGUCUAUUUUAAAUGGUAUUAUAAAUUACAGUUUGAAAACAAAUAUUUUAUUACAGCUUUAAAAAUGGUGAACAUAAACCAAUAUUUACCGUUUCAGACAUGGCUACUGAAUAGGAAACAAUACGUAUAGAGAAAACACUUCAACAAUGUUAUUUUGCAAUGAUCGCAAUAAACUGCGCUGUUUCUAUAGUAAUCCAUUGAUAACGCUAUCUAUAUGCUUAUAACGCUGUCUAUAAAGCAAACAUAUGUUAUUUAAUGUUGUAGACAUUUAAUAUUUGCAAUGAAUUAUUACUGCUAAAAGGGGAAAAAUCUGAAAAACGUUUUGGUGCAAUGAGGUAAUUUACGUCAAACACUAGGAAGUGGGCGGGGUCAAUCUUUCAAAGCCUCUUAUCUGCACACUUAUAUGUCAUUGGUGGUUUGACCUGACCAAUCAAGUCAUUCCAUGGGUAGGGCGAUAGAUAAACCAAUCACAGGCUGCAUUUUUCGAAUUUGAAAUUAGCAUACGUGGUAUAUAAAAGCCAGUACUUUCUGUAGAGAAAUUAUUCCUUGGAGAGCCACAUCAAGCAUCAUGCCUGAACCAGCGAAGACUGCACCCAAGAAGGGCUCCAAAAAGGCGGUAACCAAAUCUGCCGGUAAAGGAGGAAAGAAGCGAAAGAGGACCAGGAAGGAGAGCUAUGCUAUCUACGUGUACAAAGUGCUGAAGCAGGUCCAUCCUGACACUGGAAUCUCCUCGAAGGCGAUGGGCAUCAUGAACUCGUUUGUCAACGACAUCUUUGAGCGCAUCGCCGGUGAGGCGUCUCGUCUCGCUCACUACAACAAGCGCUCCACCAUCACAUCGAGAGAGAUCCAGACCGCCGUGCGUCUGCUGCUGCCCGGGGAGCUGGCCAAACACGCUGUAUCUGAGGGCACCAAGGCCGUCACCAAGUACACCAGCUCCAAGUAAAGCGCGGAGUCAACUCAAUCCAAAGGCUCUUAUAAGAGCCACCCAUACUGUCUGUAAAAGGGUGUUUUUGUUAAUUCCCCAACACCAAAUAAUGUAUACGCAAAUUUUAUUAUGUGACAUUUAUAAAAUGUAAGUGCAGGAAAAAUAUCACAAGCAUUUACCGUAUAUUAAAAGAAUGAUGUAAAACCACAGGAAAAUAA